AGUUCCUGUAUGAGCUCAGUGAGAUGAACCUUAGUACAGUGUUCGCGAGCGGGUCACGUGACUCGCGUUUUUCCGCGAAGCCCGCGCGCAAUUUCUUCCUCCAGCGGGACAGUAGCGGCGACACACAGCGCGCGUGUUCCCUCCCUCGCUCUGUCACACACACACACACACACACACGGAGCUCCGAGGCACCCUAGCAGCGCGUCGGCGGAGGAAAAGUCACGUUAAAAGCCACUAAAACCGAAAUGCGAGUCUCGAAUCCGACAAGAUAACAGCGUCCUGACUUUGGGAAGUCGGUGGACUCCUCCUGCCCGCGGAGCUAAGAGAAAAACCCGAAACCUCCACGCUACGGGUGAAGAACACGGAACCAUCUUUCUUAGCUUGUAUCUGAAUUUGGCAGCAAUGAGUGCCAGGUCAGCCAUCAACAAAGAGAUCUUUAUCCCUCACAAUGAGAGGAUGUUGGCAGCCGUUCAGGUGAAGAGGAGGACUAAGAAGAAGAUUCCCUUCCUGGCUACAGGUGGUCAGGGUGACUACAUGACUUUCAUCUGCCUAUCAGUGACCAACAAGAAGCCAACAGAGAUCUCAAUCACCAAAGUGAAACAGUUUGAGGGCUCUUCCAUGUUUGUCAAAAGAUCCCAGUGGAGUCUCGACCAGCUGCGGCAGGUGAACGGCAUUGACCCGAACAGGGAUUGUCCAGAGUUUGACCUGACAUUUGAGAAUGCGUUUGACCAGUGGGUGGCCGGCUCAGCUGGGGACAAGUGCGUGUUUGUGCAGGUCCUACACAACACGUGUCAACGUUACAGUGCAGAAAGAAAACCAGAGUUUGUCAACUGCCAGUCCAAACUGCUGGGAGGUAACAGCAUCUUGCACUCUGCAGCUGACAGUGUGACUAGUGCAGUUCAGAAGGCCAGUCAGGCACUGAAUGAGCGUGGAGAGAGGCUGGGUCGGGCGGAGGAGAAAACAGGGGACAUGAUGAACAGUGCACAGCAGUUUGCUGAUACUGCACAUAAGCUUGCCAUGAAGCACAAAUGUUAAACUGUGCCAAAUCACGGAGGGUUCUGCAAACGACGGCCAGACAUUCACAGAGUGGACGGAUUUUAGAUAUUAUUCUUUAAACAAAACAUAUUUAAAAAAAUAGUAUUACGACUUAAUGCUGUUCUGAUGUUCCGGAAGAGGAGUUCAAGCUGGGGUAAAUGAUGUCUGGCCCACUGACUGUAUGAUGAAAAAGCAGCUAAAGCAUUUUAUCAUGUUAUCUUUUCAGGAGAUUCUCUCCUGGUUUCUUUUCAGAGGUAGAGGGGUAGAAAGGUUACUGGGGUCCUGGAUGAAGGAUUAUAUUACAGAAGGAAAUGGGGCACUGUUUUACAUUUAGGUCCAAUUAAACCAGUUAUACAGAAGACGAGCAUUUUGUUGGAAAUUGCCCAUGGGUAUGACUUAUUUCUUAUCUCUGAACCUGUAAUGCAUUUCAUCAGUGAGCUCUACUUUUGGAGAGGGCCGAAUGUUGCUUGGGCAUAACGCAACCAUAUCUUUCACCAAAUAUUUUACAUAUAUGCUGUGAUUAACACUAACACUGACAGAAUCAACUGUUUACAUUUGAUAACAUUUUCAUGAAUUUAGUCAAUAUUUCAUGUCUUUCGAUCAUGAUAAUAGAGGAUAAUCCAAUAGAAUUAGAAGUUUGCCGUCAGGCCGAAAUGUUUAGCAACAUAUGUAUUUGCAUAUCUGAAAACUUCUCGAGCAAAUCAGUGCACUAUGGUUCAAAAAAACGUUUUCCAGAUAUAAAUAGUUGGAUUUAAGUGAUCGGACUUUAAAUUGAUCACUGUGUCAGAAGUGCAAUAGGCACAAGUUUCAGUUUCAGCUUUCAUUUUUUUUCAGUAAAAUGUUUGAUAAAAGUGGGGCUUUUGAGGUCACUCACUUGUGAGGAAAAUACGGAUCGAGUCUUACAACUUCACACCUCGGUUGCCACUGACAUGUUACUUUGCAGCAGUUGUAAAAUAUUAAGUGGAGACUGUACCAGGUAGUUUAGUUCAUCAGUUAGUUGUUACAUACUGCCAUAGCCAGUGAGCUUUUAAUGGUGUACUUGACUGUCUUUAUUCUGUAACCAUAUGUGAUAUCAAAUGAUUUGCUUCUCAGAGUGGACUGAGGUUUGAUUAUUUAAUGCUCAGACAUAAUUAAAUGUUGAUCCUCAUCUAAAACUAAUUAGUUUUAGAUAUUUUUAAGAAUUUGUAUGACUUGUUUGUGAACCACAGAGCACCUCAAACUGUUUUAUUUGUAGCAAUAUUUGGUGGCUUUCAAAUAGUCCUUCGUAACCAUUGCUGUUUAUAUAAUAGCAGAUUUAAUUACAGACAGCAGCUUACUGAGUCCGAGGUGCUCGUUUAUCUCGUACGGUCAUGAUCCACUGAAUCACCUUUCAACAGAAAUCUGUAAAAUAAUACAGUGGUCAUUCUUCUAAUGCUAAUGUAAACAGUUUUGAAUGCAUAUGUAAUAUUAACUGCCUAUCAUUUCCAAGUGCAUGAAUGUUCAUGUUUUUUUAAAUGUUAUCAGUGUUUCUCCACAAUUCAUUUCCAACAUGCACACUUUUACAGAUUCAUACGCCAUAUUUCUUAGUAACGGACCAUGCUUACAGACCGUACUAACUGCUUAAACCCUGUGAAUGUAGUUGUUCAGAUUUGCAUUAUUAAUUUCAUUAUUAUCGGAUACGCCUUUUAACAAUCCCAUAUGCAGCAGGAUUCUCCAGUCUCUGUGCUGGAUGAUGAGAAUUAUGAAGAAUAUCUCAGCCCUGGGUUUAAUUUUUAAAUAUAGAUAAAUGUUUAAAGACUGUAGAUAAUAAAGCCAGAUUGCACAAAGUCAGUUUUCAGACUGUAAAACUUCAUUACAGGUUAAAUAAAGGAAGCUAUUUUAUUAAAUUAUAUAUUUGUGCUACAUUCCUCAAGUGCUGACCAUAAAGAAGGUGAAAAGGUCAGACAUGUUAUGUUAGAUGUUCAGCACAAACUGUUGAUUUAGUCCCAAUAGUAGUGCCUUUGUCAAAUAUGUUUUAUUUCUUUUAUGAAAUUAAUCAUGGUUAUUUUCCUUAGCAAUGGCUUUAUUUGCAAAAUGUUAUGUAUGUAAUGAAUAUUCAUUUAUCAUUCCAUUCCAAAAUGGUCUCUUCAAAAUUCAAAAUAAUCAUAGUAUUGUUUUUAUAUGGAGUUUUAUAUCUAAAUCUAAUUACCAGUGUAUGUGAUCCAGUGUGUAUGUUCACAUGAUGCAUCAUAUCUGUAGGAAAUUUGUUUUUUCGUUUUAUUUUUUCAAAAGUUCACCAUUUGUAUCUCUCUAAAUAAAGGCAUGAGCAAAGAGUCUGUAGCGUGUAACUCAAAAAUCCCUGACAUUUCUGGCUCGUCACUUCUCCCAGAAACUUUCAUCUCUCCAUGCAAUUUACUUUAUAUAGUGGAAACAGUUUAAAGCAAUCAGGGAUUCAUGCAUCAUUUUUUUUUUUUCUAUUUGUAUUUUUUAUUUAUUCAUUUGCAUUGUCACUAUCCGAUCGUGUCAUCAUGUAAUCUUGCAUGCCUUUGUGUUUUUGUUAAGGGCUUUGCAUGUAUUACUUUGGGAAAUUUCUUUUACAUUUAGUAAAACUCUUGCUUCAUGUGAGUAACCCAGAACCCACUUCAACCAAAUCGGUACUUAGUCGCAGCUUUAAUAUUUCUGGAUUUGCUACAGUUUUGGCAAAACUGAAGGUAGUUGUGAAUAGAUUUCACCUAAAUUUAAUGUUUGAAUUAUUAGUAUUGUAUUGUGUCUCUUAUUUCAUUUCCAUUCCAUUGAUUCCAUUUCAGAGUUGCUCCCUUAAAAAGCUGUUUCGAAAUCGAAUGUCCACAGAAUACAUAAUGCUCAUAAUAAAUUGGGUCCAUACCAUUUUAUUUUCCACCAAGUACAAAUGUGUUUUUAUCAAAUAUGUGACUUUGAAAGGAUGCGAUUCUCACUAUAAAGUUUUGUCAGUGAACGUUAUAAUAGAAAUUAUAAUUAUAAUAAAAACUCCUUAUUAAACCUGAGUACUACUUGAACUGAAGACUGACUGAAUGUCUAUGGGCAAACGGUAAUCUCAGAUUUCACUAUUAAUAAUAACGACAAAUCAAACUUUAUUUUGGACACGUUAAUUACAUGUAAUGCUUUUAAAUUUAACCAUUUACAAGUUAAAAAAGUUGUAAAAAAUUAUAAAAUGAAAGUAACCCAUUGAUUUAAAUGUUCACACUCUGCUGUUUGGUUCCUAGCAGGGGAAAUGUAAAAUGCUGGCAGAAUUUAGUGAAUAUCCCACUGAUACACUCCGAGUAACAUAUGCUAUGUUUUAUUUCACAUCAAUGUGUUUUUUCCAAAAGAAAAUCUCCUUUGCACUGUGCUUUUUGCUCAUGCUUCCAUAAGGGUAAUAAUAUUCAAUGUUUCGUUUUACUUUUUAGUUUACUAAUGUUUUGGAGUUGAAUUUCUGGUCAAAAUAAAAUAAAGAAAUAUAUCAAA
This is a messenger RNA of Silurus meridionalis, 4476 nucleotides long. RefSeq names its product syntaxin binding protein 6 (amisyn) (gene stxbp6). Gene Ontology annotation, cellular component: plasma membrane; exocyst. Bases 403 to 1035 code for a protein of 210 amino acids. Gene Ontology annotation, biological process: exocytosis; regulation of SNARE complex assembly; Golgi to plasma membrane transport. The record is from RefSeq and is a predicted model, not a curated record. The transcript is spliced from 6 exons. Gene Ontology annotation, molecular function: phosphatidylinositol-4,5-bisphosphate binding. NCBI's taxonomy places the organism in Eukaryota, Metazoa, Chordata, Actinopteri, Siluriformes, Siluridae.